UUUGGGGAAAUCGAAACUCAGAAGAUAGAGAUAUAGAGAGAGAUCGCGGCGUUGCUGCUCACUCGCUACCCUGGUCCCCUGACCCAGCGGACGCACAAGACCAUGCUGAGCGGGGCGGUGUGCCCGCUGUGCCUGGAUUUCUACCGGAACCCAGUGAAGAGCCCGUGCGGCCACAGUUUCUGCAGAAGCUGCCUGAUGCAGCACCCGGGCCAGGGCCAGCUACAGUGUCCUCAAUGCGAGCAGGCGUUCGCCCAGAGCAGCGUCCGCACCGACAGGAGCCGCAGGAGGAGAGCGGACAGGGCUCGGCAACAGGUCAGGCGCCUGACCGAGGAGCAGGCUCUUUUCGGGGAGCAGGGAGCGGGCGCCUGCAGGAUCCAGCCGAGCAGUUCAAUGAAGGAGGUAGCGGAGAUGUACAAGGAAAUGCUGCGGAACAAACUGGGUUCUCUUCAGAAGCAGAGGGAGCAUCUUGACCGGUGCCAGGGUACAGAGGAAGCCAACCGAGUGGAACUGAAGAAAUAUGUUGAAGAUCUCCGGGAGAAUAUCAUCUCAGAGUUUGCGGAAUUGAAGCAGUUUCUCAGGAGCGAAGAGGCAGCCCUGAUAGCAAGACUUGAAGAAAAGCAGACGGUCGUGUCACGAGAAAUAGAGGAUAAUAUGAUAAAGAUUUCAACAGACUUGGCUGCUAUUAAUCAAACAAUAAGCAAAGUUGAAAGCUUGCUGGCUUUGCAGGAGGCUGAACUGCUGCAGGAUAUGAGGUCCAAUGUCAAAUGGUCCAGAGUCGAAUAUCAAGGUCCCAAAACACUUUCUGUUUCUCUGGCCCUGGGAGAGUUCAGUGGGCCUGUGCAAUACACAGUAUGGAGACGAAUGCUGAAGGAAAUAAAGACAGUUCCAGUGCCGGUGGUCAUCGAUCCCAAGACGGCGCAUCCCCACCUCAGCCUGUCGGCCGAUUGCCGGCGACUGCACGCCGCCAGCGGGAAGCAGCAGUCCAGGCGCCCGUGCAGGUUCGGCCGCUGCCUCUGCGCCCUGGGCUCGGAGGGAUUCACCUCGGGGACCGUCUACUGGGAGGUGAAGGUGAGGACCAACUGGGAGUGGGUGAUCGGGGUGGCCCCGCAAGCUAUCGUCGGGCUGAAGGGCCGCGGGCCCGAGGGUCGCGUCUGGGCCCUGAGGAGAUCGGGCGAGGAAUACUCGGCCCUGACCUCGCCUCACACCCCCCUGCACCUCAGUGUCAAGCCGCAGAAGAUUGGCGUCUAUCUAGAUUACCAGGCAGGACAGCUAUCCUUCUACAACGCUGACGACAUGUCUCACCUCUACACUUUCACCGAAACCUUCAGUGAGGAACUCUAUCCUUACUUCUACACUGGCUGCAAAAUGGACCCGCUAAAGCUGGUGAGCUUGCGUUUUUAAAGAACGGGAGAGGCCAGCUCCAUUUUUAUACUUUACAUAGAAACAGGAGACAGCCAUUCAACACAUCAGAAUCAUAGAGUGCAGCACGGAAACUCGGUCCAGCUCGUGCAUGUUCACCGGACACUCUAAAUUAACCCCAUUUGGCCCACACCCCUCUUAAACCCUUGCUAUUCAUAUGCCCAUCCAGAUCACUUUUAAAUGUUUUAAUUGUAUCGGCUUCCUCUGGCAGCUCAGUCCAUUCAUACACCACCCUCUGCGUGGGAAAAGUUGCCCCUUCAGUUCCUUCAAUAUCUUUCACCCUAAACAUGUGCUCCCUUGUUUUGAACUCACCUGCCCUGCGUCAACUUAUUCACCCUUUCCAUGGCCCUCAUGAUUUUAUGAACCUUUAGAAGGUCAUCCCUGAGCCUUCGACGCUCCAGGAAAAAUAGCCCCAGCCUGUGUUCAGCCUCUCCCUAUAGCUCAAAACCUCCAGACCUGGCAACAUCCCUGAAAGGGUGCAAAAAAUAUUUACAGGUUUUGCUGUCCACUACACCCAUUUUGAUGUCAUCUGCAAAUUUAUUAACCAUACCCGGUCCAUCAUUCAGUCAGAUCGAGAACCGAUUUGUAUCUUAACUCCUGUUUAUGUGCUGGGCUCCCUAUCCAUUGACAAACAAAAAAUAUCAGGGAUAACAGGGUGUAGAGCUGGGUGAACACGGCAGGCCAAGCAGCAUCAGAGGAGCAGGAAGUCUGAUGUUUCGGGCCUAGACCCUUCUUCAGCGAAAAAAAACAAAAAAUUAUCUAUCAGUUUUGACAUUUUCAGUGCCCCACCCCAACCUUCCACUGUGCCAAGGAAUGCUCGCUGACAGCACUCCUGUUUCCAGUCUUCAGGUUAUUCUCCCGCUGUUCAGGAUCUAAUCCCACCUCCCCCCACCAAAGUUCCCGACCCAGGGAAACUGUUUCUCCUUUUCUAUUCUGUGAAACCCUUUUGAUGUUUGUAACGUCAGGUUAGUCGACUGGGGAACUGAGUAGCAUAAUGUAACCCUCUAAAGCCCAACAGGUAUCAAAAUGUCGAAAUGUUCUCUUGGGUGAUGCUCAUCUGAGUUUAGCAUUCGGUUGUGUUAACAACAGAAGUAUUGAUGAAAUGUAACCUUAUCCUGAUUAUUUGUGAUAUUCUGACACAACCUUUUUACUAGGAUAAUAAAAUGUGAGGCUGGAUGAACACAGCAGGCCAAGCAGCAUCUCAGGAGCACAACUAGGAUGUUGCCUGGUAUGGAGGGAAGGUCUUACGAGGAAAGGCUGAGGGACUUGAGGCUGUUUUCAUUAGAGAGAAGAAGGUUGAGAGGUGACUUAAUUGAAACAUAUAAAAUAAUCAGAGGGUGAGAUAGGGUGGAUAGGGAGAGCCUUUUUCCUCGGAUGGUGACAGCGAGCACGAGGGGGCAUAGCUUUAAAUUGAGGGGUGAAAGAUAUAGGACAGAUAUCAGAGGUAGUUUCUUUACUGAGAGAGUAGUAAGGGAAUGGAACGCUUUGCCUGCAAUGGUAGUAGAUUCGCCAACUUUAGGUACAUUUAAGUCGUCAUUGGACAAGCAUAUGGACGCACAUGGAAUAGUGUAGGUUAGAUGGGCUUGAGAUCGGUAUGACAGGUCAGCACGACAUCGAGGGCUGAAGGGCCUGUACUGUGCUGUAAUGUUCUAUGUUAUGUUCUAACCUAGAAUCCAAUUCACCUGCCCUGCCUCCACCACUUUGCUUUCUCACCAUCGCCUUGUCCUUGAAGUAACAGCUUAUCGAGGGCCAAAAAAACCUUUCAUUCACUGCCACUAAGAGGAGUUAAAGCAAAUUAUUUAGAUCCAUAUCAGGGCAAGCAAGAGGCUGAGUGAGAAACGAGGCGUUGUUAGGGGUUUUUGCACCACAGUGGUAGUGUCUUUGCCUCUGGGAUGGAAGGCCUGGUUUCAAGGACCACUUGUGCCAGAGGCGUAUCUCAAACUAACUAUUUCAAACAUCUUAAAGGAUUUACCAAUCAGGCAAAAGUGGUGUUGAGAAGCAGUUCACACAGACUAGGAACACCAGUAAGGAUUUGUUCAUAAGUUUUCAACUACUAUUAUUAGGAGAACAACAUCAUCACAGUUACUCUAACCCUUUUCCAAAUUCUAUUUGUGCUGCAAAUCCAAUCAUUACUUUACAAGUAGCAGCACAUUUUCUAAACUUCAUUGCAUGAGUUGAAAUUGUCUUGUUACAUUUUGAUUUGCAGAUUAUUUACAAUUGUAUUUCUUCACCAAUGUAUGAAUUAGCGAGAUCUAGAACUGAUAAUAAGCCUUUGAUAUUGAACCUGUUCAUUGCACAAUAAUAUGGCACUUUUGCCUGGGUUCAAGUCCCAACUGCUCCAGAGAUGUACAAUAAAACUUCUGAACGGGUCGAUUAGAAAUAUGUAAACUGCUUUAAAAUUACACUGAAUCAUUUCCUGCAUAUUUUUUGUUUGCUUAUUAUUAGAUGGAAUGUAAAAGUGCAAUGUUCAGAUUAAUUUAUAUAAGUGAUUGAAUUAAUAUAUACAUGUAUAAUAGAGUGGUGAUGUUGUGAGCCGUCAUGAUUUUGAAACAUCUCAGCAUGGGUAUUGAUGUUUGAAAUUGUAAUUAUCAUAUUAUUUACAAUAAAGAA
This is a messenger RNA of Stegostoma tigrinum, 4029 nucleotides long. Its product is annotated as E3 ubiquitin-protein ligase TRIM39-like. The record is from RefSeq and is a predicted model, not a curated record. Gene Ontology annotation, molecular function: protein binding. The transcript is spliced from 6 exons. Bases 103 to 1401 code for a protein of 432 amino acids. Lineage: Eukaryota; Metazoa; Chordata; Chondrichthyes; Orectolobiformes; Stegostomatidae.